Camelina sativa (false flax) is the source of this 681-nucleotide messenger RNA. Lineage: Eukaryota; Viridiplantae; Streptophyta; Magnoliopsida; Brassicales; Brassicaceae. The record is from RefSeq and is a predicted model, not a curated record.
CUUCAACUCCUCCCUCCCAAAACCCUUCCUCUAGGGUUUCUCUGUCUUGGAACCAUAUCUCUCAGUCUCGAUAGUAUCCGCCGUGAUCUUUUUGCGUAGUCGUAAGCAAUGAAGAUUAAGACGUUAUCGAGAUCGGUUGAUGAAUACACUCGAGAAAGAAGUCAGGAUCUUCAGAGGGUCUUUCACAACUUUGACCCAAGUCUUCGACCUAUGGAGAAGGCUGUGGAAUACAAGAGAGCUCUUACUGCUGCCAAAUUAGAAAAGAUAUUUGCAAGGCCUUUUGUAGGAGCAAUGGAUGGUCAUCGUGAUGGAGUCUCGUGUAUGGCUAAGAACCCAAAUUACCUCAAGGGAAUCUUCUCAGCUUCUAUGGAUGGAGAUAUUCGUCUUUGGGAUAUCUCUUCAAGGCGUACAGUUUGCCAAUUCCCUGGUCAUCAAGGUGCUGUGCGUGGCCUUACAGUGUCAACUGAUGGCAAUGUAUUGGUUUCAUGCGGAACUGAUUGCACCGUUCGUCUGUGGAAAGUUCCUCGUCCUACACUUGAAGAUUCUAGCGUUUCAUCUGAAAAUUUCAUUGAGCCAGCUGCGGAAUAUGUCUGGAAGAAUGCUUUCUGGGCUGUUGAUCAUCAGUUUGAAGGUGAGCUUUUUGCUACGGCAGGANGCUUCUGGUAUAUCGAGAUUCAUUAA